Molecule: messenger RNA, 1411 nt
Organism: Amoebophrya sp. A25
Lineage: Eukaryota; Dinophyceae; Syndiniales; Amoebophryaceae
Source: the annotation of a GenBank genome assembly
GGGCGCUCAUGCAUUUGAUUACAAAUGAAUUGCAAAAUUGAAGGCUAGAAGGGCGACUAGGAAAUUUUCGUCUCUCUAUCAUGUAAUCAGAGCGCAGCUCCUAGUAAAAAAAUCAAUCAGCAACAAGGUUAUUUUUUUUCAGACGGUUUACUAUAGAUUCAUAUUUUGAUUGUAACUUCUUAAAUUUUUCGUACUGCAGGGUUUUCUCUCUGCACCUCAGCGGACUCUUUAUGUACUUAUUCUAUUGGACGACAAUUUUUAGAAUUUCGAAGUCAAUCGAGAAGUCAAUAUGCAUAACAAGAGGCAUAAUAGCUAACGCGCUGUUAACGAAUUUGCUUCGAAUGGAGAUAAAAAGUUAACAACAACAACUUCAUCUUGAACCUAUUCCCAUAACUAAAACUUCGAAGAUGCGAGUUGUACUAGCCCUGUACAAUGCUCUUUGGGCGAUUCCUACCGCUCUGUAUGAAGAUUUUAGAGUGAUGGUGCCUUCCCUGAUGACGCGGCAGGGUGCCCAGCUCCUGAUCGCGGUCUUUGGUGGGUUGUUGAUCAUCGUACUCCUGUUUGCCGGUGCCGCGAUGUCCACGUUUGAGCGGGCAGAAGAAACUACAUCUACUCCAGGAGGCUCAAAUAAAUCUACUUCCGCAAAGACCGGAGGAAAGGCUGGUAAGCGAGGAGGGAAAAAUUCGAGCAACUUGAAGGACAAAGAUUCAACUCUUAAGGCUUUUUUUUGGAAAUGUUCGUUGGAAAUGUUCGAUCAUUGGUCAGUAGGAUAGAUACCCAUUCGAAAAGUAGAGUGAAUGAUCGCGGCUCAUUUCUCUGAUCCUUUUUUAUUUCACAUUUGUUCCUAUAAUAAGCGAUCCUUGUACAACUACAACCUGCUUACGCAGUAUUGUUUUUUGGCUCUACUUCAGCAACCCGUCACGUCUGCCAGUUUUCCUGAUCUCAACCACACACCCAAUCUAAACCACUUAAACAAAAAGAAAUCUAAACCACACACCCAGUUUUCCUGGUGGGCCCGCACCUAACCUAACCUAAACCACACUCCUCCUAACUUAUAUCUAACAAGUAACCUAAAACACACGAACCACACCACUCCUAACUUCGAAAACUCAAAAUAACCGAGUUACUGACUGAAAUAAGGGAGGUAGCUUAACGCCAAGUGGUUACUCUUCCUUCUCAUAAGUUGCAUCUCGGUUAUUCUGAUCAGUUACUUGCUUAUUUCAGUUUUUCGAAUAUCUAACGUUAGCACGCAAAGGGAUUCUCCUUUCCAAUCUAACGUGAGCACGACCCGAUCCGAGGAACGGCAAAGGGAUUCUCCUUUCCAAUCUAACGUGAGCACGACCCGAUCCGAGGAACGGCAAAGGGAUUCUCCUUUCCAAGAGCAUUUUGGCGCAGAAUUUGGCGACGGUGA